Molecule: messenger RNA, 1520 nt
Organism: Bombina bombina (fire-bellied toad)
Lineage: Eukaryota; Metazoa; Chordata; Amphibia; Anura; Bombinatoridae
Gene: ACTC1
Product: actin alpha cardiac muscle 1
Exons: 7
Coding region: 174-1307 (377 amino acids)
Biological process (GO): actin-myosin filament sliding; heart contraction; actin filament organization
Cellular component (GO): actin filament; sarcomere
Molecular function (GO): myosin binding
Source: RefSeq, a predicted model, not a curated record
CAAUGGCCCCAAAGCUACCAAAUAAGGACAGACUGCCUGCCUUUCCCUCUAGAGCUCCCACUGACUGAUCUCCAGGCAUAGUAUAAAUUGGCACUCAGUCCCCUAGGCAGCACCCAGCCAAUUCAAUCACAGCAAGCAGCUCUCCUGUGCAGACCAGAACAUAACCUGCCACCAUGUGUGACGACGAGGAGACUACCGCCUUGGUGUGCGACAACGGCUCAGGGUUGGUGAAAGCUGGCUUUGCUGGGGAUGACGCCCCACGUGCUGUGUUCCCAUCCAUUGUUGGACGUCCACGUCACCAGGGUGUCAUGGUUGGUAUGGGUCAGAAAGACUCCUAUGUGGGUGAUGAAGCUCAGAGCAAGAGAGGUAUCUUGACCCUGAAAUAUCCUAUUGAGCACGGUAUCAUCACCAACUGGGACGAUAUGGAGAAGAUCUGGCAUCACACCUUCUACAACGAACUGCGUGUGGCCCCUGAGGAACACCCCACCCUGCUCACUGAAGCCCCACUUAACCCCAAGGCUAACCGUGAAAAGAUGACCCAGAUCAUGUUUGAGACCUUCAACGUCCCAGCCAUGUAUGUCGCCAUCCAGGCCGUCCUGUCCCUGUAUGCUUCUGGUCGUACCACAGGUAUUGUCCUGGACUCUGGUGAUGGUGUCACCCACAAUGUCCCCAUCUAUGAAGGGUAUGCUCUUCCCCAUGCCAUCAUGCGUCUGGAUCUGGCUGGCAGAGACCUCACUGAUUACCUCAUGAAGAUCCUGACUGAGCGUGGCUACUCUUUUGUGACCACAGCUGAGCGUGAAAUUGUCCGUGACAUCAAGGAAAAGCUGUGCUAUGUGGCUUUGGACUUUGAGAACGAGAUGGCCACCGCUGCCUCCUCCUCUUCUCUGGAAAAGAGCUAUGAGUUGCCUGACGGUCAGGUCAUCACCAUUGGAAAUGAACGUUUCCGUUGCCCCGAGACUCUCUUCCAGCCAUCCUUCAUUGGUAUGGAAUCUGCUGGUAUUCAUGAGACUACCUACAACAGCAUCAUGAAGUGUGACAUUGAUAUCCGCAAGGACCUGUAUGCAAACAACGUCUUGUCUGGUGGUACCACCAUGUACCCAGGUAUUGCUGACAGAAUGCAGAAGGAGAUCACCGCAUUGGCCCCCAGCACCAUGAAGAUUAAGAUCAUUGCCCCACCUGAGCGUAAAUACUCUGUCUGGAUUGGAGGCUCCAUCUUGGCCUCUCUGUCCACCUUCCAGCAGAUGUGGAUUAGCAAACAGGAGUACGAUGAGGCUGGUCCCUCCAUUGUUCACAGGAAAUGCUUCUAAAAAGCCCACUCAAUCUUCCAUCCAUCUUGUACAGCAUACCGAGUACCUCCAAAUCAAACAGCAAGACAUGGGCUGCCCCUGUACAGUUUGUUUACAUGUCAUCAUAUUUAUUACUUUAUAAAUAAAAUGCAAGCGGUUACUAAGUUCAAAACCUCUGUCUUCAUUACUUUUCCUAAACUGUUGUAACUAAGAAUAAAAGGAACUAUCUGUUAA